Messenger RNA from Sinocyclocheilus grahami, 10608 nucleotides. RefSeq lists its product as uncharacterized. NCBI's taxonomy places the organism in Eukaryota, Metazoa, Chordata, Actinopteri, Cypriniformes, Cyprinidae. The transcript has 14 exons. The record is from RefSeq and is a predicted model, not a curated record. The coding region runs from base 407 to 10324 and encodes 3305 amino acids.
GAAAAUAACCUGGGCGCCUCGUGGAGAAGGGGAACAAAUUUGUAUUUGAGUUAUCAUUUUGUGAUGAUAUUUGUAAAAAUCAGUUGUGCAGCCAUUGCGUGACUUAUUCUGGAAAUGCACAUGAGAAGGGGAAAGAAUGACGGUGAUGGAGUUAUUUUUGGGGGGAUCCGUCUUCAGUUUAGUCCGUUUCCGCUCUACAUAGGUGUUCUUCCUGGUUGUUGAUUCCUCUGAGAAAGUAGCAACGUUUCGGCCAUGAGCAAGUUCCAGUAGAAUGCACGCGACGAUUGGAAAUAACGCCCAAUAGCGUGAAAUCUAUGUAGAUGCGCGCGCGCUUUUUGCUGCCAAAGCGUCUCCUUUUGCGCUGAAGGAUUCGUGCAAUGCAGUGUUCAUUUUGAUUAAGUCCAAAAUGCCCGACUGCUGUGCCGCAGCAAACUGCAAGCAGAGUACGGACCAGUCCAACGUUUCCUUCUUUAGGUUCCCGCUGGAUCCCGUUCGAUGUAAACAAUGGGUGGGUAAAUGCCACAGAACAGAUCUGGAGACCAAAACACCUGAAGAUUUACACAGCAACUACAGAUUGUGCUCAAAACACUUUGAGACAUCAAUGAUAUGUCAGCAAAGCUCUCAGAAAUCUGUUUUGAAGGAUGAUGCCGUUCCUACUAUAUUUGAUUUUGCAACCAACCAGGACAAUGCACAAACUAGCAACAGAAAAAGGACACGGGAGAAAACAGGAGAGGAGCCUGUUGCCACAAAGAAAACUAAAGGUACCACCAAUAACUCAAACCCCUCUGUGCCAGAGGCAGAAGAUAAAGUUGAGAGUGAUUCAGCUGAGAACAGCGAAACACACAAUCCUCCUGCACAUGAUGAAUCAGAGGAGGAUCCUGCUAUUUACAAAGCGAAAGAAAUUUUGAAAGACUACUUCAAGGAGACUUUAGCCUUCACUGGUUUUAGCAUCCCCAACAGUGCAUCUCUUAAUGCUGUUAAACCACUGGGGAAUGACCCAGCUAGGCCACUCUCUGUCAACACCAUAUGCGCAGAGAAGAUUGACCAAAAAGAAGUGCUCACCUUAGGUGAGGAUGUGAUGCGUGAGGAGAUCCGCAAUAGCUUGCGCCUUGCACGCUUCUUUUCCAUACUUCUACAAGACAGAGUAAGCAUUGAGGGCAAGGACCAGAUUCCUGUGUUUAUCCGCUCAGUCACUGGUGAAGGCUUUCCACAGAAACACCUCAUGGGAUUCCUUCCUUGCGAUGUUGACUCUGACACUCUGUUUCUUAUGCUUAUAUCUGAGAUCCGGAACAAGUGGGGCCUGCGGAUGGAGCACUGCCGCGGCUUCACCUACCUGUCAUCAGGUGCCAUGUGUCAGAAACUGAAGGAUCUCUCCUGCAGGAUGCUGCGGGAUUUUCCACAGGUAGUUUUGUCCCCCAGUGAGCCUUAUGCCUUCAAUGUGUGGUUGAUUCGCUCCAUGCCCAUCCUUCCAAUUCAGGACGUUGUUGAUACUGUAGAGCAGGUUGCUGCCAUUAUUAGGCAAUCAGAAACUCUGGCGAAGAAACUUGAUGCCAAGAUCACUGCUUCAUACAGCCACAUCAAAGGUGAAGUGGACAGAGUGAAGGAGUCUUGUCAGAACCAUUGGGAAUACGCCACUGAUGCUUUCCAGACAAUGCUUGAUAUCUUGGAGCCGCUUUUGAGCAGCAUUGGUGAGAUGUGCACCAGUGCCCUUUCAGAUGUGGACACAGACACCAUCGUAGUGCUUCUAAUGCUGAAAGAGAAGCUGAAGAACUUUGAUUUCAUCAUUACACUUGUGGUCCUGAAGAACACACUGUGUUGUGUAAGCAUCCUGAACCCCAGCCUCCGGGGAAUAAUCAGCAUCAGCAGCACAUUGCAGUACACCAUCUCUAACGCCUUGAAGCUUCUAACCAAACAUAUGCAGGAGAUCGCCAUUUUUCACAGAAAGUGGUUCUCUGAUGCAGUGGGCAGAGCCAAGAAGUUGGGGGUGCCAGUCAGUCUGCCAGUGGAGAUGGAGACAAAUGGUGAUGGUGCAGAGAAACCGCAAGCCUCUUUGGAGGAUUACUACAGGGAAGCACUGAGCAAGAAGGUUUUACAAUACCUUGUUGAUGAAGUCAAAAGAGUCCUAGGCACUGAAAUGGCAAGAAUCCUCAGAUGGUUGUCAUUGGUGCCCUCAUAUAUGGCUGACCACAAUUUUAGCAUCCGCAAAGACAAAGUUGCUGAUGCUAACCUGAAUAACUUGGCCCGUCCUGAUUCCUUUUAUGAUGAGCUGGGCUGUUGGGAAGUGAAAUGGCGACAUGCUAGCAAGCGAAGGAUUCUUCCCACCAGUGUGUUUGCUACUCUCAAGAUCCCAGAUAUAGGCUUUUACCCAAAUGUUCAGAGCCUGUUGAGAGUGUUGGGCACCAUCCCUUGUGUCCGCGCAGAAUCUGAUGUGUAUGGGCACUAUGACAUGGUGUUGGACCGCUAUCAGUCCUACAUGAAAAAAAUACAAGUGGAAAAGAGACUGAGCAAUAUGGCCUUUGUUUAUGUCAAUCAAGAUGUCCACUUCAGCACUGAGGAAAUGGUGGAGGCGUAUGUAAAGAAAUAUCCAGAAAUCCUGCAGCUAUUACAUGAAGAUGAUGUAAUGGAAGUGCAACCAUCAGUUCCUGAAUCCAGUGCAAAUGACACCUCUAAAGAAGAUACGGAAGAACCAAGAGAGAUGACUUUAAAUAUGGACAUUGAGAGACAGAAACUGCUUGAGUGUGCAGAAACCGAUAAAGAAGCAUUAAAAUCUGCAUUACAGACCGCUGUCACGGCAGCAUAUGGCAGGCAAAGCAGACACACUCAAGGUGAUCAAGAUCAAGAUCAAGAAGUAGAAUAUGUGACCAAAUCCGAGAUGAAUGAAGUCCUUAAAGUGUGUGAGGAUGUUGUACGGGAUAGGAUUCUUUCAGAGCUCGUAAAUUCAUUCUUCUCCCUGUUUAUCGACCGAGUUGUCCGAUUGGGAGAGACAGACUACUUACCCAUGUUCAUCAGAUUUGUUGAUAGUUUUGAUGUCAUGCGCCUUGAGCUUCUGGGUUUUAUCGAAGUUACUCAUGACACUGAGGCCAUGUGCGAACGACUUUUUGAUGUUGUCACCAAAGAGUGGCGUCUCGAUUUGAGCUACUGCAGAGGUCAAGCUUACCUUGGCUCUGGGGAAGUGUCCUACAAGCUCAAGGCCUUUGCAUGUAAAAUACAGGAGCAGUAUCCUCUUGCUAUAUGCACACACUGCUCAUGUUACUCAUUCAAUACCUGGUGGUCAAGAUCAGUUCCAGUAGCUGCAGUCAUCAGAGCCAUAGACACGUUAGAGGAGAUAGUGUCAUUCUUCCACAGCAUGCCUGCCCUCGAGAAACAGUUAGAUCAAGUCUUAGCCAUAGGCCUAAGAGAAAGCUAUGAGAAAAUCCAUGAGCUUCAAGGAAAGUUCUGCUCCUCUUGGCUUGAGAAACACGACUCUUAUGAAGUCUUCGCUCAGAUUUUGGAGCCUCUGGUAGAUUGGCUUGAAAAUAUUGAUAACUGCCAACCACAAAGAUGGAGUUUGGCAGUAUCCAACCGAGCCAAGAGACUACUUCAGUUAAUAAAGGACUUUGAUUUCAUUGUGGCAAUUGUUGCGCUAAAAAAUGCCUCAUCCUUCACCAGAGAACUGAGUGCAGCAUUACAGAAAGACCAUUUUAGUGCUGCCUCACAGCUCAGCCAGAUCAGUGGUAUUGUGGCCACGCUUAACAGAGUGAAAACCAACAUCAAGGUUUUCCAUCAGAAUUGGUUUGAUGAAGCUUCUUGUUUUGCUCAGAGUCUGGGUGUGCAGGUCAAAGUGCCUGAUAGCGUGAUUGUUCCAAGGGACAGUCUCUUGAAGCCAGGUUCAUACUAUAAAGACGCAAUGAGUGUCCCUUUAGUUGACCACCUUAUAAACAUGGUGAAGGACUAUUUCUCUGAUGACCACAAGGAGGCUCUCAACUUAUUGUCCUUGGUCCCGUGCUCCGUGACAAUGAGCUAUGUUUUUGAAAUGCUCAAGUCAAAACCUCCAUUGUACAUUGGUGACCUUCCCGAUCCUGACAACUUCUUCACGGAGCUAAGCUGCUGGAAAGUGAAGUGGAAAACAAAAGUGGUUAGUGUAACCAUACCAGAGACCAUUUUUCAGACUCUGCGUCUACCCCUCAUGCAGUACUUCGUAAACAUCAACACAUUGCUGAAGAUAAUGUGUGUGUUGCCAAGCACAGCUUUAGAAUAUUGUGGUGAGGUGAAGCGGCACAAAAUGUAUCAAGACUACUUGAGCAACACCUCACCUAUGGACAGAUCGCCGUGUUUAGCCGUACUUCAGGUGGGCACUGACUUUAACAGAGACCUAGACCGAAUGGUUGCUCAGUGCUUAAAGCUCACACCUAAGACACUGGAGGGUAUUUGCCUGGACAAAGAAUCCAAAACCUUAGGAAGGACUGUUGAAAUAAAAGCAGAAGAUGACACCCACAUGGAUGAAGUAGAGGAAAGGGAAGCUCAGCAGGACAAAGACUCCCGAAUACUUGUGGUGAAUUCUGAGAUAACAGGCAGCGAAGCAGAAAUCUACAAAGAGGGAGCAGAUAUCAUAGAAACUCAGCAGCAGUCUGAAAACAUAGAAGUGGUUGCUGGUUGCACGGAAGUGGCUGCUGAGGAGCAGCGUGAAAAGGUUGAAGAAGUGGAGCAGGUUCCAGAUGAGAAUGGCCAUUCUGAUGAACCAGCUGACAACAUAAAAAACUGUGAAGAAGUCUUUAAACAAGCAGCUACGCUUGCAAGGAGAAACUGCUCAUUGAUUGACCUUGAUAAACCAGAGCAAGAUGCUGUUGUUCAGAAACUUGCCUUAUGUCAUUGGGUGAAGGAGGAAGGGACAUUGUUUUCAGAGGGAGAAAUGUUACAAAGUAUUGUGAAGGUCAUACGAGAAACAAUCCUCACUGAAGUUCAGGACUCUUUUUUCUUUUCCAUCAUCACUGAUAGAGCUAUUUCAGUGGGUGAUGCGAAGUUCCUGCCAGUCUUUGUUAGAUAUGUGAAUGACUGCAUUCCUAAAGUGGAGCUUAUAGGAUUUCUGCCCUUUGAUGAAAGCUCCGAUGUGGAUUUGCAAGCUAAGGCUCUUUCAGCAACACUUGAAGAUGAGUGGGGACUUCAGAUGGGCUGCUGUCGUGGCCAGUCCAUCAUGUGUUUUGGUACGGGGAGCAAAAGUCUCAGGAAGAUGGCUUUGGGUUUUUUAGAGAGCUAUCCAUUAGCUGUGAACACUCCCAGUGAAUCUUGUGGACUUGCCUAUUGGCUGGCUUUAAGCCUACAAAAUACAUCCAUUACAAAGGUUCUAGAGACAGCUGAAGAUCUAUUACAGUUUUUUGACCAGUCACCCAAAUUAGAGAGUGAACUUGCCAAGACCAUGGAUGGGCUGCUGAAUACCCCACGGGAAGCACUUGCAGAGGUCCCAGAGACCUGCCUGUCCAGAUGGAAGAAGAGAGAAGACUUCUUUGAUAUUUUGGUGGACAUGCUGGAGGGAGUCCUGAACUGCUUAGAUUCUGUGAGCACCAACUCCAGUGGGUCAUGGAGUGAUAGCAUGUCACUGCAUUCCCAGAUCCUGUCCACAGCUCUUAGACAGGUUGAUUUUAUCAUCCCCCUAGUGAUCUUGAAGAAUGCCUGUGCGCCCUUAAGGAAUUGCAGCACUGUGUUUCGCUGUGGAAACCCUGCUGACAUUAUUUGCGAGCUUGAGAAGAUAAUGCCAAUAAUAGAUACUUUUAGCAAGAUGUUGGGCAAUGUGAGUGUGGUGCAUUCUGUCUGGUUUGACGAGGCAGUGGAGCUUGCAACUAAGGUCAUGGGAUUGCUGUCUUAUGCGGAAUCUGUCAGUGGCUAUGAUUCACCAGAAACAUCUUACAUGGAAGCAGUUAGCUUACCAGUUCUAAAUGGUUUGAUUAUAGAAAUGAAGUUUAACUUCUCAGAGAAUCACCUAAAAGCCCUGAAAGUUUUGUCCCUUUUGCCAACGUGCAACCCUCUGUCUAUUCUCCCAGAAUCUGCAGAUAAACUGCACACUAUAUACCUGAGUGAUCUCCCUGAACCAGAAACAGCGGAAGAAGACAUUAACACCUGGGCCACGGUAUGGAGGGAGAAGUAUCAAGAUGUUUGUCCUCCCACCUCCAUCUCUGAGACAUUGCUCCAUAAUGAAGCCAAAAACCUUCCAAAUGUUGCAACCCUUCUUAAACUUGUGGCCGUGUUGCCCAGCAUUAGCAUGGAGUGCGAUCUAAUGAAGACGACGCUAAACUCUUUGAGGACCUUACUCAGAGAUGGUAUCUUCAACCGGGGCAGUAAGACUGAUGCAGUGAUGCUUCUUAUGCAUCGCCAGACACUACAGAGCCUGGAAGAGGUGAUUGAGAAAUGCAUGGCGGGUGAUCCAGAAAGUAAUACAUUUCUUGCUCAGGUAAAGUCAAGAGUUAAUCACCUGAGAAUGGAAGGUGAGGUGAUUGCCAUGGCUCCACAGGAGUUGGUUGUAGAUACAAAUGGUACGGAUUAUCCACAAGAGGCAAAUGUUGCUGGAAUCGAUGUCGAAACUGCUGCUCCAGAGGAAAAUCUAGUGGAAACCAAUGACACUAGUGAAAUGGAAAGAGCUGAAGAAAAUAAAACUGACCAGCCAUCAUCUUUAACAGUUAGCAGCUCAGACAAAGCCACAACAGCAGCUCAAGUCAUCCCUGCUUGUAGCUCUCUGCCAACCAGCACACCUGACCAACCAACAGAAUCUGUCCAAGAUGCCGUUAUGCAAUCUACAGCAGCAGAACAUGAUAGAAGUGAUCAACUGAUCGCACUUGUUCAAGAUCUAAAUGAUAGGUCUGAAGUACUUGAUCAGUGUGGAAUUGGUCUACCAGUAACAGGGGAUCAAAUAGUAACUAAUCAAGGUGGAACUGGGCAGUCCAAUGAAGAAGAGCCAGUUAGCACUGUUCAGUCAGUAUCAGCUAAUCAAAGUGAAACUGAUCAACCUAUGGAAGUUGAUCAGUUUGUUGCCACAGAACCAGGUGAAGCUGACCAGCCAGCAACAGAGGAACAAAGUGUACCUGAUCAGUUCACGGCAGUUGCUCAAGUUGAUACCAAUUCCUCCAUAGUUGCUCAAGAUGAAGGUUGUCACACAUUAACAGGCUUAGCAGAUGGUCAGUUUGUGUCAGAGGAUCAGAGUGAAUCUGUUCAGCUCAUGUCAGUGGAUCACAGUGUAAAUGAUAAUUUCGAGUCAGUCCUUCAAAGCGAAACUGAUCAACCCAUGGAAAUUGAUGUGAGUGGAAAUUACCCAUAUGUAGUUGAAGAUCAGGGUGGAAAUGGCAAGCCAGCAACAGGGGAACAAUGUGUAGUUGAGCAGUUGGAAGUUAGUCCAGUUGAAACUGAUCGGUCUAUUGUAAAAGUUCAGGAUGAAGCUUGUCAGUUAUUAACAGUGAUCGCAGAUAAAGGAGAAACUGGUCAACUGAUAUCAGUGGAACAAAUUGGAUCUCAUGAUCUUGAGGCUGUUGAUAACUCUGGAAAUAAUAAUUUUGUAGCAGCAGGCCAGGACAAAACCGGUCAGUCAGUAACUGAAGAUCAGAUUAUAAAUGAUCGGUUUGUGACAGAUGGUCAAUUUGAAACUGUAAAUUUAGUAGUAAAAAGUCAAGAUUCUAUUCAGACAGAACAUGGAUUAGUAAAUGAGGGUGAGUUAAUAUCAGAGGAUCAAAGUGAAUCUCAUGAGCUCAUGGUAGUUGACUCUGGAAAAGAUCAGUCUCUAACAUCAGAUCACAGUGUAACUGGUCAGUCAGAAAUAGGAGACCCAAGUGUAACAGAAGAGUUCAUAGUAGUUGGUCAAGUUGAAAAUGAUAAUUCCGUAGUAGAAGAUCAAGAUAAAACUGUUCAGACAGAAACUGGGUUCCCAAGUGAAGGUGAAACUAGUCGGUUAGGAGAUCAAAAUGUAUCUGAUCAGCUCAUGGUAGAUGACGACUCUGGAAAUUAUCAGUCUGUAACAGCAGAUCAAGAUGUAACCUUUCAGUCAGUUACAGAAGAUCAAAGUGUACCUGAUCAAUUUAUAGCAGUUGGUCAAGUUGAGUCAGAUCAAUCUGUAGUUGAGGGUAAAAAUGAAACUGCUCAGACAGAAACUAUAUUACCAAAUGAAGUUGGAACUAGUCAGUUAAUAUUAGGGGAUCAAUGUGGAGCUGAUCAGCUCAUGGUAGUUGACUCUGGAAAUGAACAUUCUGUAACAGUAGAUCAUAGUGGAACUGGUCACUCUGUCUUACCAAAUGAAGUUGGAACUAAUCAGUUAGUAUUGGGAGAUUGUGGAUCUGAUGAGCUCAUUGUUGUUGAGUCUGGAAAUGAUCAGUCUGUAACAGUAGAGCAAGGUGGAACUGAUCAGUCAUCACCAGAUCAAACUGUAACUGAUACAUUUGUGGAAGUUGCAGCUCAUCAGCCUAUAGUAGAACAUCAAAGUGGAUUUGGGUUAGAAGACGGAAGUGGAAUUUGUCAGAUAGCAUCAGGGAAUCAAAGUGGAAAUGAUCAGCUUGUGGCAGAUGAACCCUGUGGAAAUGAUCAGUCUGUAGUAGAAUCUCAAGGUGAAACUAUUCUUGCAGUUGCAUUGAAUCAAAGUGUGCCUGAUCAGUCUGUGGCACUCAGUCAAGGUGGAAAUGAUCAGAUAGUACCAGGGAAUCAAAGUGAAACUGAUCAGUCCAACAUAGAUCAGGCUGGCCUUGAGCAGCCCAAAGUAGCUUCAGAUUGUGGCACAGAUCAGUUCAGUUCAGUGGCUCCAGAUUGCUCAGACCAAGAAACUGCAGCAGUACACAUUUGCCUUGAUCAAUUCUCUGCAAUAACUCCAAGUGUUACUGACCAUUGCACACCUGCUUCAUCUGAGGAUAUUACGGAUCACCCCAUGGAAGCAGAAUCUGAAUGCACAGUCCAGUCUGGAGUAAAGGCUCAGGAUAGUGCAAACCAAGUAGUUACCCUGGAUGGCACUGGACUACAAAAAAUAGUUUUUACCCCCUAUGAUGCUGUUGCUCGAGAGGAAUUGCUCAAGGAACUGUGCAACAUAAAGUUCUUUUCCAUAGUCACUGAGGAAGAGUUUGCAAUCGAUGGCCAACCAUACAUCUCUGUAGGAAUACACUACCUUAACAAACAAGACAUCAAGUGUGAAAAUAUGUUGACCUUUAUCCCGCUUUCCACAAACAUUACUUCAUUCGUUGAUACGCUCACCAUCGCUCUUUCUGAGAAGUGGGGUUUGAACUUGGCACACUGUAGAAGUCUAAACUUGGCAAGACCAGGUGCCACAGUCUCUCAGAUGACACAGGCUUCAGCUUUGCUUUCCCAGAGACUCCCUCAUGCUUUCAGUUUCCCGAACCUUGUAACUCCAAAAUCUUUGCUAGAUGGUUUGUCCUCCCUGAGAGAGAUAACUCACUGUUUUGAGUGCUUGGAGCAGCUCUUCAUGUGGUUCUCUGAGGAUAUUCAACGACGUGUAAGACUAGAGGAGGCUGUUGUACAUUUGUUCCAGGAGGACGAAAGGAAGGCCAGUGAGCUGAAAGCCAAGAUCAGCAGCAAUCAAUUGGCAAUGAGCCAUGAAGUUCUGGAACUCACUACAGACAUUCUAGAGGCCAUCGUCUUUUGCUUGAAUGAGAUGAAAGGGAACCAAGAUAAUGAGGCAAACACAGCACAGGCUCAGAGCUUCCUUUCUGAUAUCCAAAACUUUGAUUUCAUAUUGACAGUUGUGAUUAUGAAAAACAUCUUGAGCCUCACCAAAAGCAUAAGCCUGAGUCUUCAGGGAAGUUCCUAUGAUGUGUAUCAAGCUGUAAACCGCGUGUCUGAUCUGCUACCCUCUCUCAGUGAAAUGAACAGUAUUGACUCACAUCAUCAAACCUGGUUUCAAGAGGCUGUUGCUUUGGCUUCUAAGCAGAUACCCUCACUACAACCACCCUUAAAUGUGCACUACAGAGAGGACAUCAGUAAAGGGGCCAUUGAGCACUGUAUUGCUGAGAUGGAAGGACUCUCCCAGGAUGUUCUGUCAGCUGUUCGCUGCUUGCAGGUUGUGCCUUAUGUCAUGUCCAAAGUGGAGGGAUGCUGCAACGACACUGAGUUUGUCAAGGUGUUCCAAGAUGUCUUACCUGACCCAAAAUCCUUCCAGGAUGAGCUGCAGAGGUGGAGGGACAGGUGGCAAGACUGUAUUGCCAGUCAUCAGCACCUACCCGACACUGUUCUCGGCACUCUCAAAACUUCUGACAUUGAGACUUUUCCCAACAUUUCAACUAUCCUUAGGCUCCUGGCAGUCCUGCCCAUCUCCAGCACACAGAGUAGCUUCACACAGGGAAAGAUGAAAUCUGAGCUGUACCCUCUGUAGUAGGCUUGGCUUAACUAGCUGCCCCCAAACAAGCUGUCUAAUAGGAUGUCACACACUGCUGAAACUUCAGAAUGUCCUACUGUAUUCUCUAAACUGUAGAUCACAUCUGACUGUAGGUUUCAGUAUGUUUAUUUUAUUAGAUGAAUUAGACCUGUACACUCUUAAGGAUAAUCACAUAAUGGUUUUAUUGAUGUUUUGUCUUUUUUAUUAUUUGUUUUCCUUUUACGUAAGUGGCAUGGAAAAAGAGGACUGCCAAUUGGGACCAAUGUCUUGCCAAAAAAAAA